Messenger RNA from Aspergillus bombycis, 1578 nucleotides. Its product is annotated as methionine permease. NCBI's taxonomy places the organism in Eukaryota, Fungi, Ascomycota, Eurotiomycetes, Eurotiales, Aspergillaceae. The record is from RefSeq and is a predicted model, not a curated record. Gene Ontology annotation, molecular function: L-amino acid transmembrane transporter activity. Gene Ontology annotation, cellular component: membrane. The transcript has 8 exons. Bases 1 to 1578 code for a protein of 525 amino acids. Gene Ontology annotation, biological process: amino acid transmembrane transport.
AUGGGACAACACGAUGACACAAUAACUUGGGUGCGUUCACGAAACGAAGACUCCGAUAAUGACAAUCUCAAAGCGCAAGACUCCUUGCACGUUGUUGAGUCGCAUGUUCUUCAGGAAAGAAAGAUUGGUACAUUCGGAGCAAUCUCCCUAGUCGUUAAUAAGAUCGUUGGUGCUGGGAUAUUUUCAACUCCAGCUACAAUUUAUAAGCUUAGUGGAAGUGUCGGCAUGGCGUUAAUGCUCUGGGUUAUUGCGGGCAUGAUCUCUACGUGUGGUGCGAUGGUAAUGCUGGAGUUUGGAAGCGGCAUGCCCCGGUCUGGGGGUAUCAAGGUCUACCUAGAACGAUCAUUUUCCCCCAGGCUUCUGCAAACAUGCGUAUAUCUCUUUUAUUGUGUUUUCCUUCAGGUCUCCGCCAGUAACGCUAUUACGUCCUCCUCCUACCUUCUUCUUGCUGGAGGUGUUGAAUCAACGACGUGGAAACUUCGUGGUGUAGCUAUUGCUGCUGCUGCCUUUGCAGUGGGUCUUCAUACGAUCGCUCCAAGAGUUGGAAGAGGAUUGCAAGAUCUCCUCAGCGCGGUCAAGCUGUUCACCUUACUUUUUAUCGUGUGCACUGGCUUUGCUGCUCUUGCAGGUCACCGCAGGGUGCCCGAUCCUCAUAAUUUCGAUAUCCACACCUCAUUCAAAGGCACGUCGAACAAUGGUUACAAUAUCGGUACUGCACUUCUGGAUGCAAUCUUUUCAUUCCAAGGUUAUGAUAAUGUCAAUGCGGUCUUAUCGGAGGUGAAGAAUCCACAGAAGACUCUUCGCAUAGCCCUUCCAUCGGCAAUGGGGAUAAUUACCGUUCUUUACCUUCUGGCAAACGUGGCCUACUUCGCCGCGGUGCCAACAGAGGAGUUUACCAACUCUAAUAUCACAAUAGCGGCAUCGCUAUUUAGGAAUGUAUUCGGAGACUCGGCUGCAACCAAGGCUCUUCCUGCCCUUGUUGCCAUUUCGGCUGUGGGCCAUCUGCUCGGGAUCGCAUAUACAGUCCCUCGCGUCCUACAAGAGCUUGCCAAAGAUGGAAUAACACCCUUCCCUAAUAUCAUGAUGCAGAACCGCCCUUUCCGGACGCCUAUUGUUGCGUUGGCCGUCCAUCUAGGGGUCACAAUACUAUUCAUCUGUGCGCCACCGGCAGGCGAUGCCUUCAAUUUCAUUGUCAGCUUGAGUUCAUAUCCAACGACCUUCCUCUUGGCAACCAUCACGGUGGGGCUAGUCAAACUCCGACUGACCAAGGACGAGAGCUGGGCCUCAUCAUUUUCUGCGCCGUGGGCGGUGAUUGCAUUCUAUCUUGCUGGUAGCAUAUUCCUGCUCAUCAUGCCUUUCAUCCCACCGCCGAAUGGAAAGGGAAACACUAAUCUUCCAUACUGGCUAAGCCCCGUGGUCGCCCUGGCUAUCUUGUCGCUGGGUAUUAUAUAUUAUCUUCUACGGUUUAUUCUAUUCCCUUGGGUCUUCAGGUAUACAUUGCAUCCUGUUUCUGUGGAGCUUAGUGAUGGGUCUCAAGUUACUAGAUAUAGGAUUCGGAAAAUUGGCGACACAAGCUAG